Petromyzon marinus (sea lamprey) is the source of this 2599-nucleotide messenger RNA. RefSeq names its product receptor-type tyrosine-protein phosphatase O-like. Gene Ontology annotation, biological process: protein dephosphorylation. Gene Ontology annotation, molecular function: protein tyrosine phosphatase activity. NCBI's taxonomy places the organism in Eukaryota, Metazoa, Chordata, Hyperoartia, Petromyzontiformes, Petromyzontidae. The record is from RefSeq and is a predicted model, not a curated record.
UGCGGCUGGGUUCGCGUUCGCGGCGGAGAUUGCGGAGGUCUGGCAGUGCCCAGAUAACGCAGUAAAAUAUCAGGAAGUUGCUGCUUCUCACACACACACGCACGCGUGUGUGUGUGUGUGCACUCCGCGAGCGGUUUAUUCAUGGACUUGGGGUAAUAUGGUGGCCGUGACUGGAUUUUGUAAUAGCAUGAAUGCAGAGUGGAACAAGUGUUUGUUGUUGUUUUUUCGUUCACGGUAAUAAAUAAUAAAGGCUCUCUCUGCCAGCGCUAGGCCAGUCCUUUAUUUCACUUCACUCUUGAGGUCGUUUGGGUCACCGUUUAAAGUUGUGCGCGAGGGAGAGGCACCGGCGAGCAAGUGGCGAGGCGUGGGGCAGAGACGGUGCUGACAGCUCGUUCAGCGGACCUCACCGUUCACUGUUGAAUUACACCAGCGCCACGGUCCCUCCACCGAGUUCCUUCGAUCCGUCUCUCUUCACCGAGGUCCACGACGUCACAUGGAGCACAUCGUGGUCUCGCUUCUGUUCGCCCUGACGGCGGGGGUCAUCGUCUUUGCUGCGGCAGCCGUGUAUUUGCUGCGGAGGAUCUACAGGGUCCGUGAUUUGGGAUACAGCGGUGUGCGCCAAAGCGGAAACAAGUGGAUGAUGUCCAAACGUGGGCGGAGCGUGCAUCAGAAGAUAUAUCCCAUAACCAGCCCAGUGAAAUUGGUGGAUUUUGAGAGGUACUACAAAAUAAUGUCCCGUGACUCCGGGUAUCUCUUCUCGCUUCAGUUCGAGGCUUUGAAUACAAUGGAUCACUACUUUCUACACUCGGAUGCAUGCCUUCCAGAGAACAAGCACAAGAAUCGCUACGGCAACAUCCUCCCCCGGAACUAUGGGCGAGUGAGGCUGAAGACCUUGGCUGGAGUCCCAGGGUCAGACUACAUCAACGCCGAGUUCAUACCGGGUGUCCACGGUCCCAAAAACUACAUCGCCACCCAGGGCCCCCUGGCCGAGACGCAGGGAGACUUCUGGCGAAUGCUGUGGGAGCAGCGCGUGCGCCUGGUCGUCAUGCUCACGCUGUGCGUGGAGCGCAUGCAGACCAAGUGCUCUCUGUACUGGCCGGAGAAGCUGGGCUCCGAGGAGCAUCACGGCGACGUGAGCGUGCGCGCGCUGGGACGGGCCAAGCGGGGCUGCUGGGAACUCCGCACCUUCCUACUCCGCUCGCUCGUGAACGAGCGGCCCGAGUCGCGUGUCCUGUGGCACUACCAGUUCACGGCAUGGCCAGACAAGGGAGUGCCGCUGGAGGAACACACCGGCGGUCUCGUCGACUUUGCUCAGGAAGUGCGGAAGAAGUCGUGCGCGUGGAAGGCGCCGAUCGUCGUGCACUGCAGCGCCGGGGUCGGCCGCACGGGCACCUUCAUCGCGCUGGACCGCGUCCUGCACGGCCUGCAGGCGACGUUCCCCGGUGCCGCGAGCGUUCCGGAGGGGUGCUCGCCCGGGGGCCCGGUGCGCGCCCAAGCCGCCGUCGACCUCCUCGCGCUGGUGGCCGAGCUGAGGCGGAGCCGCGUCAGCAUGGUGCAGACCGAGGAGCAAUUCGUCUUCCUGCACCGUUGCAUACUGUACAUUUGCAAGUAUCUGCUCAAUCGACAACAACGUGAAACCGACAGCUGUGACUCAGAUACUGCCACCCACGAGGCAAGAGCAGAAGACGUGGAGGGUUCCAUCCCUCUCAAGGAGCUUGUGACCGACUCGUAAUUAUUGUUCGUGCUGCACUUUCACACGAGUUUGGUUUCCAUAUGUGCUUAUUAUGAAUGUACCGUAUAUACAUUCGAUGGAUUACAAACUUUACUCGACUGUAAAUUGACUCCACUAAGAAGGCAAUAUUUUAGAUGUAAUAUAAUAAAAUAUUAUUUGGUGGCACUGCGUUGGCAGUGGUGCAAUAGCAUAAAUAACAAUAAUACUUAACACGUGUGUUAAUAACACUGACCUUAAAGGAAAAUAUAUAACAGGUAUUGCCUUGAGCAAUCGCACUUGCUAUUGAAGGGCCAUGUUCUGAAACGUUGCCUAUUAUCCAUUUUACUUUUAAAAACCAAAUUAUUAUUGGCAAGUGUUUAGUUUUUUUGUAUAAUAAAAUAGGUUGUCCAAAAUAAUUGCAAAGUUAAGUUCAGCUUUGAAUUUUUUUCAAUAAGUCAGUAUAAGCUAAUUUUAUUUUCUAAACAUUAACCCACACAAAUACUACGUUGAGUCUAUUUCUCAAGAGGCCUUCGGUGAAAAAAAGUGAACGUAAGCAAGUGAACACUGUAAUUGUGUGCAAAAUGUAUAAAAGUGUUAAAAUUACACAGUAAAGAUUAAUCGAUAGAGAAUACUAAAAUAUGGAAACUAUGUAAUGUGCAAAGAAAUACAACUGAAAAAAUGAAUUUAAUAAUUAAAAACAAUAUAAACUUAACGGUGUAAAAAAAAAAUCUGCCACUGCUGCUUUGUGUCCAACAAUCCGGCUACACAUUCAGGUGACACCUCCAUUUUUGCGAGGUCACGAGACGCACGCUUUAAUCGACUCGAUGGGCACGCAGGAUCCAGACCUGGGGCCGCAAUAGAGUAAGUAAGAUAGUGAGGGGUCCAAUU